UCUUAAUAACGAGGAAAAAACAUGCAGUGAAGUGGAGAAUAUGCGGAGUCUUCUUUCGCCGGCUAGCCGAUGGGUAACCAUCCAUCAAUGAGGGUUUACGAUUUCCGCCGAUUUCUCGUGCGGCUCGGACGAUGGUGAAAGCAUUCCCCGUGGUUGGCACGAUUUUAACAGAUAAACUGGUCAGAUUCCAGGCUCUCCGCGAUCUGAUGGCAUCGUUGUGGCGUUGAGUUAGAGGUGUGUUGAUUCAAGAUAUCGGGGAGAAGAGUUUCAGGUAGGACUUGAAGGUUGCUACCACGCCCGUUGCUUCGGGAAGAUCAAAGGAGGAGGACGUGGUUCGUGCUUCUUCCGUUUCUGUUUUAAACAAUUACAAUAAUGCUCAUGGAAAUUAUUUUGAAUACUAUUUGGGGGCUUGUAUGCCCAUGUUUGCCACGUGUGGCUUGAAUACGUGUAUUAAUGUUUCCGCUGCUUUAAAUGAAUAUUUUACAUUAUGUUUGUUUAUGGAUGUACUAUGUGUGAAUGGUAUUCAAGACGCCUAGUAUAGUAUGUAUGAGUUGGACUGCGGUUGACUAUUCGUACUGUACGGCGGGUUGUUGACGUGUCCGGUAGGUCCGGGGCGUGACAAUUUAAUUGGUAUCAGAGCCUUAGUCCAUAAACUUCAUAAUGAAGUCUCAAAAUUCUCUUUUCAAAAUGAUUUUUGAAAACCAUGAGCAAAAAUGUUUUGUACUUAAGAACUUUUGGUGUUUGAGUUGCAAGGUCUCUAAUUGUUAAGAUGGCGCCCUUAACCAUUGGUAUGGCGACGACUUGGCCCAAGAGAUGUCUUAAGUACCUAUCUGUCAGUUGACAUUUGAAACGAGUCUAAUGACUCAUUCCAAUUAUUUCUUUCAGUGAUGGAGGGUGAUUGUGGUACUAUGAAUAGGGAGAACUCGGAAGGGUUUGCACCGGGUGGAACCGGGCAUGCCAACCGAGAAAAGCCUGUAGGAAUAAAGGUUCACGAAAUUCUAGAAGCUCAAAUCGUGAGUGGCGGUCAUGUUAGAACCAAUGAAGAAUCACCUUGUCAUAGCAAAAUUGAAACACUCAAGGCUUCGGGUGACGAGGGAGAUGAUUUGAGUGAUGAGAACCUUGAUGGUGCACCCAUUGAACAAAUGGGCAUGGUCAUAGAUUGGCUUCAACGUGAACGUGUGAGGCUUAUACAAAAACGCCAAGCUAGGCAAGCUGAGGGCAUACCGUUAGUAAGGAAAAGGAGGUGGGGAGACAACGAUUCCCAAAGACAUUCAAGAAGGACAAACGUUGAGGGUGACAAAACCUUCAGGGCGCAGACACUAUCACUUGAGUGGAGUCGGGGCUCGGGUGGCCAGAACUCGAGGUCAAAGGGUCCGAGGGUACCUAGGUGCAACAAUUGCAAGAAACACCACUCGGGUAAGUGUCACGACCCUCCUAAGUGCUAUCAUUGCACAGAGGUCGGGCACACGAGAGUGAGCUGCCCACAAAUUGUGCAAAACCAAACUUCGGGGUCAAGUGGUGGAACUACAAGAAAUGAAAACCAAACCGAGGUUUCUCAAGGGAGCAGGGGACAUGGGGGAGCAAGCACGAGCAAUGCGCCAUCCGUGAACCAAGGAAGGACCCAAGCUAGGGUCUAUGCGAUGAUAGAGGCGGAUGCUCAAGCUAACCCGGAUUCCGUUGCAGGUAUUGCCUCCCGUAUACUAGUGUUUUAUCCUUAAUUAGUCCAUAAAUUAAGGUUACUAAUCGUUGGGAUCAUUGCACGAAAUUUUGGGAUCAAACGGAGCGAAAUCGGGCGAAAGACGGCUGAUUUCCGCCAAUGCACACCAGGCUGGACCCUACGCACGGCCGUGCGUUGUCCGUGCGUUGGUCCGUGCGUUGGUGGCAGUAGCAACCGGGAAGAAAUUGCUAUACGCACGGCCGUGCGUUGUCCGUGCGUUGGUCCGUGCGUUGGUGGCAGUAGCUCCGUUUUGAGGUUAUAAGACACGCACGCCGUGCGUACCUCCUAGGCACGCCGUGCGUACCUCCUGGACAGCCCAAAGUCGACUUUUUCGCGCCGUAUUGCAACGUUAAGACCCGUUCUUGAUCCCAAACACGUGUGUGAACAUAAUAAACCUCUCUAAAUGAGUAGGGAGGGUAGGAAAGAUGUCUUACAUGGUUCAUGAAUGUAGGGACACUAAAGAUUAAUGGGAAGGAUGCGCGAAUCCUUAUCGAUACCGGGGCGCAACGUUCAUUUGUGAAUGAAGCGUUCGCCAAGAGUUUGGAAGUGCAAUCCGCACCAUUGAUGCAAACCUUAGUGGUAUCAACACCACUAGGGGAUGACGUGGAAAC
Messenger RNA from Cuscuta epithymum, 2328 nucleotides. Lineage: Eukaryota; Viridiplantae; Streptophyta; Magnoliopsida; Solanales; Convolvulaceae. The record is from the annotation of a GenBank genome assembly.